Messenger RNA from Manis javanica (Malayan pangolin), 1617 nucleotides. NCBI's taxonomy places the organism in Eukaryota, Metazoa, Chordata, Mammalia, Pholidota, Manidae. The record is from RefSeq and is a predicted model, not a curated record.
AGAAGCGGAACGCGGUUGAGCUGGGGCAGGUUUCCCCGCCGGAUCGAAAGGCAGAGUGCACCGAGUGUCGCUGGAGCAGCGCCUCCGUGUCACCUGCUCUCGCGACAUGGCCUUCAACUUUGGGGCUCCCUCGGGCACCUCGGGCACCGCUGCAGCCUCCGCGGCCCCCGUGGGUGGAUUCGGAGGAUUUGGGACAACAUCUACCACAGCAGGUUCUGCAUUCAGCUUUUCUGCUCCAACUAACACAGGCACUACAGGACUCUUUGGUGGCACUCAGAACAAGGGUUUUGGAUUUGGUACUGGAAUUGGCACAACUGGAACUAGUACUGGUUUGGGAAUUGGACUGGGAUUUGGAGGAUUUAACACACAGCAGCAGCAGACUACAUUAGGUGGUGUCUUCAGUCAGCCUGCACAAGCUCCUACCCAGUCCAACCAACUGAUAAAUACUGCAAGAGCUCUUUCUGCUCCAAUGCUAUUGGGAGAUGAGAGAGAUGCUAUUCUGGCAAAAUGGAAUCAGCUUCAGGCCUUCUGGGGAACAGGAAAAGGAUACUUUAACAAUAACAUUCCACCAGUGGAAUUCACGCAAGAAAAUCCUUUUUGCCGAUUUAAGGCAGUAGGUUAUAGUUGUAUGCCCAAUAACAAAGAGGAAGAUGGGCUAGUGGUUUUAGUUUUCAACAAAAAAGAAACAGAUAUUCGAAGCAAGCAACAGCAAUUGGUAGAAUCAUUGCAUAAAAUUUUGGGAGGAAACCAGACCCUUACUGUAAAUGUAGAAGGUAUUAAAACAUUGCCAGAUGAUCAGACGGAAGUGGUCAUUUAUGUUGUUGAGCAUUCUCCAAAUGGUACUUCAAGAAGAGUCCCAGCUACAACAUUAUAUGUCCAUUUUGAACAAACCAAUAUAAAAACACAGUUGCAGCAACUUGGUGUAACCCUUUCUAUGACUAGAACAGAACUUUCUCCUGCACAGAUCAAACAGCUUUUACAGAAUCCUCCUGCUGGUGUUGAUCCUAUUAUCUGGGAACAAGCCAAGGUGGAUAACCCUGAUUCUGAAAAGUUAAUUCCUGUACCAAUGGUGGGUUUCAAAGAACUUCUUCUAAAACUGAAGGUUCAAGAUCAGAUGACUAAGCAGCAUCAAACCAUAUUAGAUAUAUCUGAAGAUAUUAGUGAAUUACAGAAGAAUCAAACUACAACUAUGGCCAAAAUUGCACAUUACAAGAGGAAACUCAUGGACCUUUCCCACAGAACCUUACAGGUCCUAAUCAAACAGGAAAUUCAGAGGAAGAGUGGGUAUGCCAUCCAGGCUGAUGAAGAGCAGUUGCGAGUUCAACUAGAUACAAUUCAGUGUGAACUAAACGCACCUACUCAGUUUAAGGGCCGACUAAAUGAACUGAUGUCUCAAAUCAGAAUGCAGAAUCAGUUUGGGGCAGUCAAAUCGAAAGAAAGAUACAACAUAGAUGCAGAUCUGUUACAAGAAAUCAAGCAGCAUUUGAAACAACAACAGGAAGGCCUUAGCCACUUGAUCAGCAUCAUAAAAGAUGAUCUAGAAGAUAUAAAGUUGGUAGAACAUGGAUUGAAUGAAACUAUCCACAUCAGAGGUGGUGUAUUUAGUUGACAUUUCAC